AUGACCCAGGACUUUCUGUGCGAGAUCGACACGGUCCUCACCAAGAUCGAGGAGAUCCAGCUGCUGUCCCCUUUCGUGGCCUUCAGCUCAUCAGCCAUGGCCGCCUUCGCGUUGCCGGAGCUGUACAUGCUGAGUCAGGACGUGCUGUUUCAUUUUCCGAUGGCACGGGGCUCGGCGAUGGGUGUGGGCACAGAGUAUCCGCCUCCGACCACGCUCGAACAGAGCAGCCUCGAGGGAGGCUACCGAAGACCCCUCAACCGUAAGUAUCCUGCCCGGCGCACCAUGAGCUCUUUCCUGGGAUGUGAAGACACAACACUGCCCGAGCCGUUGGGCAGCUGGAUGAGAAUCAAGGAGAUACUUGUCCAGAUCAUCGUGGAGCCUCGGAAGGGCUUCGAGGCUUUCCGGAGCAUUGCGGAUUCAGUGUCCUCGUUAUCACCUGAGCUCUGCAUGUUGGGGCACUACAGCCUCCGCGUGGCCUUUCUCAUUUUCCGGAGUCCCGAAGAGCGGAUGGCGGAGCUUGAAGUGGAAGACGUUCCCUGGGCCUUCGCGAGCGCAAGCACCAUCUUGAGCAGCGGGUGGCCUGUGUUUGGACUUCUGGGCCUACUUGCCUACAAGCUUGCACGGGAGGGCGCGGCCACGACCGAUAGCUGCACUCAGCAAGCGGAAUCCUUCCGCAUCCGCUAUGAAGACGCCACGCUGCGCGGGAGCGAAGUUGCUUUCAGCUCAGACGUUGAGAACACAGCCGUGGGACUCCUCCGUGGUCUCCGCGACCUGAACGCCACCACGGCCCUGAGUGGACUGGGCGCAACGCGCUUCGCGCGAAGGGGCUGCCUCCUGGGAGCUGGCCUCCCCUUGGUCGGCUAUGCCGCCUCGGUGUCCUGCCUGGGCCGCCGGGAUCCCCUUGUCUGGGAGAUGCUGCAGGGAGUCGUGGAGACGUAUGAGGACUACUUCCUGCGACCGGCAUCGGGGCCCAGUUCCUGCCUUCCACGGGCGCUCCACCUGCAGCGCUGCCAAUCAGUGAUGCAGCAAGAGACUUUGUUGAACUUGCUGUCGGCUGGCAUGUGGGCGUCGGAGUCGCUGCACCUCUUGCAGAGAAUCUCAGAAGCUUUUGCGCGUGGCAGUGGCAAGCUCGUGGCUCUGCACGGCGGUCCGCUGGGUGAGACUGGCAGGAAGUUCUUGGUUUCCGUUGAUCCCUUUGAAGACCAGUUUCACGGCUAUGGUCUCCCUGCAUUCACAAGUCACCUCUGGAGUGAUCACAAGGAUUUCCAUGUCCUUGAAGGAAUUCGCUGUCCUGAUGUUCUGACCGCUCGCGAUUCUUUGCCUGGACUGCCGUUUCCUGGGUCUUUGGUGUACGUGGAUCACGAGGCUGGUAUAGGGCCGGGACGCGACGCAGGCAAUUUGGCCGAGGUCUUGGGCAAAUACCAGAUCGUCUAUCUCGGCGUGUUGUCGCCGUUUGCGGCCACUCGCUGCUGGUCUCGACAUGGUUCGCGACAUGCUCAACAUCGCCGCGUUUGCGCGAAGGUCUUCGAUCGUGAAGUCUCUGAACGGAGCGGCGCUCUCAAAGUCUUGUAUGUCCCCUUCGCUUCGACCUCCUUUGCGGGCCGAAGGAAGCACACGCCCCUGGACUUGUCGACGCAGCAGCGCCCGGUGGAGCAAAAGCCUUUCUUCCUGGCAUACAUGGCUUACGCCUGCGUGGAUCAUCGCGAGAGGAUGUUUGACCUCCUGGUCCAAGCCGCAGCGCGCCGCGGCCUGCCAGCGCCAGCCGCCCUCUCCCGAUGCACCGGGUACACCUCGGCACAUCGGAGGGCGAGAAACGACUCCAGGGACCUGGCGGCCUCCUUUCUCGAUGAGGCCGUGGAGCUGCUGCGGCCCUACACCUUUGCGCUGGUCUUUGAAAACAAGCUGGUUCCAGGAUACGUGACUGAGAAGAUCGUGAAUGCUUUCCUGGCGGGCUGCAUUCCCAUCUAUUGGGGAUCGAGGGCAGUUUUGGAUGUCUUCAACCCCAGCUCCUUCAUCUACGCGAACGACCUGCAGGCAGAGGGUGCCGCAGACGACUACUCUCCAAAUGAUCCCCUACAAGGACUUGAGCGAGUGGUGGAUCGCGUGAUGGAAGUUGCGAAAGAUCCCGUGGCUUUGCGGGAGAUGGCCUCAGCACCCAUCCUGGAUGCAAGCCGACACCGAAAGUUCUUCUCCUGGCACAGCGCUGUGCGAACGUGGCUUCAGUCUGAGGGACAUCUCAACUCCGAGAACCGCGAGGACGCACUUCUCAUUCCAGAGCGCAUCUCCGCUGCCGCAGCUGGGCAAGAAUCCGGAUCGCGUGCGGGCUUCGCGUCCCCGUCGCCGGCAUCUAUGUAA
Molecule: messenger RNA, 2355 nt
Organism: Symbiodinium natans
Lineage: Eukaryota; Dinophyceae; Suessiales; Symbiodiniaceae
Source: the annotation of a GenBank genome assembly